This is a messenger RNA of Syngnathus acus (greater pipefish), 4379 nucleotides long. RefSeq names its product vinculin. The coding region runs from base 1 to 3267 and encodes 1088 amino acids. Gene Ontology annotation, biological process: cell adhesion. Gene Ontology annotation, cellular component: actin cytoskeleton. The record is from RefSeq and is a predicted model, not a curated record. Gene Ontology annotation, molecular function: actin filament binding; structural molecule activity. Lineage: Eukaryota; Metazoa; Chordata; Actinopteri; Syngnathiformes; Syngnathidae. The transcript has 19 exons.
AUGCCGGUGUUUCACACGAAGACGAUAGAAAGUAUCCUGGAGCCGGUGGCUCAGCAGAUCUCCCAUCUGGUGAUCAUGCAUGAGGAGGGCGAGGUGGACGGCAAGGCGAUCCCAGACUUGACGGCACCGGUGGCAGCCGUGCAGGCGGCGGUGAGCAACCUCGUCCGGGUCGGGAAGGAGACCGUCCAAACCACCGACGACCAGAUCAUGAAAAGGGACAUGGCGCCGGCGUUUAUCAAAGUGGAGAAUGCUUGCACCAAGCUGGUCAAGGCGGCCUCCAUGCUGAAAGCCGACCCGUACUCGGUUCCCGCUCGCGACUACCUCAUCGACGGCUCUCGGGGGAUCCUCUCCGGGACCUCGGACCUGCUCCUCACCUUUGACGAGGCCGAGGUGCGCAAAAUCAUCCGAGUAUGCAACGGCAUCUUGGAGUACCUGAAAGUCUCGGAGGUGGUGGAGUCCAUGGGUGACCUGAUCACCUACACCAAGAACCUGGGACCAGGAAUGACCAAGAUGGCCAAGAUGAUCGACGAGCGGCAACAGGAGCUGACUCACCAGGAGCACCGCGUCAUGCUGGUUAACUCCAUGAACACGGUCAAGGAGCUGCUGCCCAUCCUCAUCUCAGGUAUCAAAAUCUUCGUGACCACCAAGACGUCGGGCAGCCAAGGCGUGGAGGAGGCCCUGAAGAACCGCAACUUCACUUUUGAGAAGAUGAGCGGCGAGAUUGUGGAGAUCAUCCGAGUGCUGCAGCUCACGUCCUGGGACGAGGACGCCUGGGCCAACAAGAAGGACACGGAGGCCAUGAAACGAGCUCUGGGGCUCAUCGACUCCAAGAUGGCUCAGGCCAAGAACUGGUUGCGAGAUCCCAACGCCCCAGCAGGGGACGCAGGCGAGCAGGCCGUCCGCCAGAUCCUGGACGAAGCCGGGAAAAUCGGCGAGCUGUGCGCGGGGCGCGAGCGCAGGGAUAUCCUGGCGACUGCCAAGACUCUGGGCCAGAUGACGGACCAGGUGUCGGAGAUGAGGGCCAGAGGUCACGGCGCUUCUCCGGCCGCCAUGCAGAAGGCCCAGCAGGUGUCCCAAGGCUUGGACGUCCUGACCGGCAAGGUGAAAAACGCCGCUCGCAAGCUGGAGGACAUGACCAACUCCAAGCAGGCCAUCGCCAAGAGAAUGGACGCCGCCCAGAGCUGGCUGGCCGACCCCAACGGUGCUCCGGAGGGGGAGGACAACAUCAAGGCUCUCCUCAUGGAGGCUAAGAAGAUCGCCGACAUGUGCGAGGAGCCCAAAGAACGGGACGACAUCCUGCGUUCCAUCGGCGAGAUCGUCGGCAUGACCGCCAAGUUGUCGGAUCUCCGGAGACAGGGGAAAGGCGACACCCCCGAAGCCAGAACCUUGGCCAAACAGAUCGCUACGGCCCUGCAGAACCUGCAGUCCAAGACCAACAAAGCCGUGGCCAACAGCAGGCCCGCCAAGGCCGACGUCCACCUGGAAGGAAAGAUCGAGCAGGCUCAGCGCUGGAUCGACAACCCCGGCGUGGACGACAGCGGCGUGGGCCAGGCGGCCAUCCGCGGGCUGGUGGCGGAGGGCCGCAGGCUGGCCAACGCCCUGCAGGGCCCCUACAGACAGGAGCUGCUGGGCAAAUGCGAGCAGGUGGAGCAGCUCAUGGCCCAGUUGGCCGACCUGGCGGCCCGCGGCGAGGGCGACUCCCCGCAGGCGCGCGCCAUCGCGCACCAGCUCCAGGAAGCCCUCAAAGACCUGAAAGGGAAAAUGCAGGCGGCUAUGACUCAGGAAGUUUCCGACAUCUUCAGCGACACCACCACGCCCAUCAAGUUACUGGCCGUGGCCGCCACCGCACCUCUGGACGCGCCCAACAGGGAUGAGGUGUUCGACGAGCGGGCCGCCAACUUCGAGAACCACGCCAACAGGCUGGGCGCCACGGCGGAGAAGGCGGCCGCCGUGGGCACGGCCAACAAGAGCACGGUGGAGGGCAUCCAGGUGGCCGUCAGGUCCACCCGAGACUUAACGCCGCAGGUGGUUUCCGCUGCCCGGAUCCUGCUGAGAAACCCCGGCAACCAGGCUGCCUUCGAACAUUUCGAGACCAUGAAGAAUCAGUGGAUCGAUAAUGUCGAGAAGAUGACUGGUCUUGUGGACGAGGCCAUCGACACCAAGUCCCUGUUGGACGCCUCGGAGGAGGCCAUCAAGAAGGACCUGGACAAGUGCCGCGUGGCCAUGGACAUGCAGCAGCCACAGAUGCUGGUGGCCGGCGCCACCAGCAUCGCCCGUCGGGCCAACCGCAUCCUCCUGGUGGCCAAGCGGGAGGUGGAGAACUCGGAGGACCCCAAAUUCCGCGAGGCGGUCAAGGCGGCGUCCGACCAGCUCAGUCAGACCAUCUCGCCCAUGGUGAUGGACGCCAAAGCCGUCGCCGGGAACAUCCAGGAUCCCAAUCUUCGCAAGGGCUUCCUGGACUCGGGCUACAAGAUUCUCGAUGCCGUAGCAAAGGUCAGGGAGGCGUUCCAACCACAGGAGCCCGACUUCCCGCCGCCGCCUCCUGAUUUGGAUCAACUCAACCUUAACGACGAGCCGGCUCCGCCCAAACCCCCUCUUCCCGAAGGCGAGGUUCCUCCGCCUAGACCGCCGCCGCCGGAGGAGAAGGACGAGGAGUUCCCCGAGCAGAUGGCCGGCGACAUGGUCAACGAGCCCAUGAUGGUGGCCGCCAGGCAGCUCCACGACGAGGCCCGCAAGUGGUCCAGCAAGGUACGCUCAGAAACGCGGACCACUCGAGGACAAGUGCCGCCAUUUACGACUGCUCUUAAACAGGGCAACGACAUCAUCGGUGCGGCCAAGCGCAUGGCCCUGCUCAUGGCGGAGAUGUCACGCCUGGUGCGCGGCAGCACCGGCAACAAGCGCGCCCUCAUCCAGUGCGCCAAGGACAUCGCCAAGGCGUCCGACGAAGUCACGCGGCUCGCCAAGGAGGUGGCCAAGCAGUGCACGGACAAGCGUAUCCGUACCAACCUGCUCCAGGUGUGCGAACGCAUUCCCACCAUCAGCACCCAACUCAAGAUCCUGUCCACCGUCAAGGCCACCAUGUUGGGUCGCACCAAUAUCAGCGAGGAGGAGUCGGAACAGGCCACCGAGAUGCUGGUCCACAACGCUCAGAACCUGAUGCAGUCCGUCAAGGAGACGGUGCGGGAGGCCGAGGCAGCGUCCAUCAAAAUCCGCACCGACGCCGGCUUCACCCUGCACUGGAUCCGCAAGACGCCUUGGUACCAGUAAAAAGACGGCAGGACCCAGGACCGCACUCGGUGGGCACAAAAAGCCUCGCCCGGGCUUCCGUUCUGACGUCCAACGUGUGUACAAAUGUGUUGACAAAUCCCGGGAAUAUACAGUAUGUAUUUGGAUUAGACCUUGGAUUUCUUACAACAUAUAUGUCGUCGCUGUACUGAUCGUUGCGUCUCACCUCCGCAAUAUACUCAACGGGGAUAUUUGCAGUCCGCCAUUGCUGGAUUUGCAGUAUUUGUUUUUCACAAGGGACUAGGUUGAAGUGAGUAGAGGAGCUACUUUUAGACUAAAGUUCUGUUUUGUUGCCUUCAUGCUGCACCUUUAGGCAAUCCUAAACUUUUUUUGGGGGGGGGGGGGCGUCAAUUAUUUGCGGCUUUUUGCCGACACAGCUUGUGUUAGUGUUUUCCAAGGCACAUUUAGUAUUUUACGUUAGAAAAAUAGAACUACACAUUUUAUAUUCCAACACCAAAUUGUGUAUCUGCUAAAGCCUGCUAGCUUAAUGCUAACACCAUAGCUGGACUAAGAGAAAAUAGAGUUGAUGUUUUGGACCAAUUAAGGGGAAUUGAAUCAUUGGGAAUCGUUGGUUUACACUACUCGCUGUAGAAUCACAAGCAUACAAAAGAAACAUUCUUUUGUUUUUUUUAUGUUGGUUUUAUGUUUUUCACAAUUUUUCUGCCAAAGACUGUUCAUCAGACACUUCACUAUGUGUAGAGAUUAAAAUGCUGUAGAAAUUUAGACAAAAACUAUCCCGAAUAACACCACGCAGUCGUAUGUACAAUCAUGGUCAAGAACAAAUAGCAUCAUUUUGGUCAGGAUGGACGCCAACGAGAAAAAAAAGCACAGUGUCACCAUACGUAACGAUAAAUAAACACACAAAAACAGACCGCCGACGUGCCUUUGGGUCAGACUUUGCAAUUGACACGGUAUUUGCACAAAAAAAGAAGCGUGUAAAGCCACACUUGCCUUGCUAUGCAAAUACCUGACUGAGUUGUGUGUGGAUCAUGUUAAGUGUACUCCAUUGGCCACAAUCACAAGCCUCUCCAUCGUUCACCAUUCUUUGCCUUUUUUUUUUUUUUUUUUGUAAUAAAGCAUUUUAUAGCACCUGA